Salvia hispanica is the source of this 2342-nucleotide messenger RNA. Its product is annotated as ferric reduction oxidase 4-like. NCBI's taxonomy places the organism in Eukaryota, Viridiplantae, Streptophyta, Magnoliopsida, Lamiales, Lamiaceae. Gene Ontology annotation, molecular function: ferric-chelate reductase activity. The record is from RefSeq and is a predicted model, not a curated record. Gene Ontology annotation, cellular component: plasma membrane.
UCAGCACACCCAACAAAUAAUCAACUUGUGAAGCUUCUAGAAAUCAAAGAAGAUGAGAUAUCGAUCAGCAUGGCAGUCUUUCUUCCUAGUGUUUUUGGUGGGAUAUAUGUUGGUAUGGAUUCUGCUUCCUACAAAGACUUACAAGAAUUCAUGGACUCCCAAAAUGCAGAAAAACCUCAACUCCACUUACUUCCGUGAACAAGGGGUUAAUCUUCUUUUGCUAAGCUUCCCUCCGAUGCUCGUCGCCGCCCUCGGAUGCGUAUAUCUACAUCUGCACAAAAAAUCCAGUUCCGCGAGUAGUAAAAGGUCUUACCUCUUGAUGAAACGGCCGGCGAUGGUGGCGGCGCCGCUAGGCAUAGUGAAUGCGGUUGAGCUGGCCUUCGCGGCCAUGUUUGUAUUACUUAUGAUCUGGUCUUUGGCUAACUACUUGUAUGUCAGCUUUGGCCAUCUCCACAUGCACACUCCUGGAGAAAAAGUAUGGCAAGCCAAGUUCCGUAGCGUUUCGCUGAGACUGGGAUACAUCGGACACACGUGCUGGGCUUUCCUCUUCUUUCCUGUGACACGAGGCUCGUCGUUGCUGCCUCUGAUCGGGCUGACCUCCGAUUCCAGCAUCAAGUAUCACAUCUGGCUCGGCCAUCUCUCCUCGUUGCUAUUCACUCUACACAGUGUGGGAUUCAUCAUAUAUUGGUGGACCAUGACUGAUCAAAUGUAUCUGAUGCUUGAGUGGAGCAGCACUUACCUCUCUAAUUUCGCCGGAGUGAUCGCCUUUGCGCUGCUGCUGGCCAUUUGGGCGACGAGCUUCGACCGUGUGAGGCGGAAAAUGUUCGAAGUCUUCUACUACACACACCAUCUCUACUCCAUCUAUAUUUUCUUCUAUAUGUUCCAUGUUGGAGUCGCUUAUCUCUGCAUGAUCCUCCCCGGAAUCUUCCUCUUCCUCAUCGACCGUUACUUGAGAUUCCUCCAAUCCAGAGGGAGCGCCCGCCUCCACUCUGCCCGUCUUUUACCCAAUGGAGCAAUGGAACUCACCUUUGCAAAGAAUCCAGAGCUGUCGUAUAACACAACUAGCACGUUGUUCAUUCGUGUCCCGAGCAUAUGCAAACUGCAGUGGCAUCCAUUUACAGUGAUUUCCAACUCCAACAUGGAGAAAGACAAGCUGAGUGUUGCAAUCAAACCUUAUGGAGGUUGGACACAGAAGCUCUACAAACACCUUUCUACACCUUUGGAUCAUCUUCAAGUAUCAACUGAAGGCCCUUAUGAACCUGCAUCAUCUCAUUUUCUAAGCCAUGAGUCUUUGGUGAUGAUAAGUGGAGGAAGCGGCAUCACCCCUUUCAUCUCCAUAAUCCGCGAAAUCAUCCACAAAAGCACAUCAGAAUCAGGCACCAAGGUCCCAAGAGUCCUCCUAGUCACAGCCUUUAAGCACACAGCUGAUUUGGCAAUGCUAGAUCUCUUGCUUCCUCUCUCCGAAGCUUCUGUAGACCUCUCCAAACUGGAGCUGCAGAUAGAAGCAUACAUAACUCAAGAGCACGAGAGGCCUGUUGGGGAUGAUAAAAACCAAAUCGAGAUCAAACUUUUUAGGCCAAAUCCAUCAGACUCACCAAUAUCUGCAGUGCUAGGGAAGAACAGCUGGCUGUGGCUUGGUGCAAUAAUCUCAUCAUCCUUCCUCAUGUUUCUGCUGCUUCUUGGGCUUGUUACUCGUUACCACAUAUACCCUGUCGAGAAGAGGGGAGAGAAUUACCAUUACAGCUACAAACUUCUCUGGGACAUGUUUCUUGUUUGUGCAAGCAUCUUUGUAGCAACUAGUGCCAUUUUCAUCUUCCAGAAGAGGAGUGUUUCUGCAGACGGGAAUCAAAUUAAGAAUAUCGAGCUGCAAACUCCAACCAUGUCGCCAUCUUCGUGGUUAACCCCUUCGGAUAGGGAACUGGAGAGCCUGCCUCAGCAGUCUCUUGUCCAAUCCACAAAAGUGCAAUAUGGUGCAAGGCCUGAUCUCAAGAGGAUACUGUUUGAUUGCAAAGGUUCAGAUGUUGGAGUCCUUGUCUGUGGGCCUAAAACUAUGAGGCAUGAAGUUGCCAGAAUAUGUGCCUCUGGUUUGGCCAAAAACCUGCAUUUUGAGUCCAUGAGCUUCGACUGGUGAUGAAUGUUUUGCUGAUUAAUUAGAACGACCGUCUCUAUUCUCAGAUUUCUCAUCGAGGUCUUUAGGCCUUGCUUAUUCCUAUUGUUUGCUUUCCCAUGUAUAUAUAGAUUUGGUGAUGCUGUAAAGUAGUGUACAUGCUAUACUUGAUAAAUGUAUUUACUAAGUUAUGGUUUGAAAAUUUUGGAUCAUAUUCAAUCUGUUUCAUUUGUAA